CCUUGAUAGGUGAAGUAGACAGGAGCGGCUGCAGCUUUCAGGGCCUGAUCGGCUCGCUUUGAUUUGGUUUGGUUUGGAUACCAAAAGAGACAGUCUGGUCAGCCGUGACAUGACUUGUAAGUCAAAGUGGGUACUUGGCUGUGAGCACUGAGUACCGUCGGUUGCCGACUGAUAAGAUAAGGAUCGAGAUCUCACCGUGGGCCAUUGCGGGUACAGAUGGCCGACUGCAGUUAACCCCAUAAACCAAAUCUAAGCAUUCUCCGCCUUCGGAAUCCGCGUCAUGUCGUCAAAACGGUAUGCGUUUGUUCCCAUGGACGAUGAGCCUGCGCCAUCGGCCAGAGACCGAGACGACAGGACGGACAGGAGGGACAGGAAAUAUGGCAAACGCGAGAGGUCCCGCGAUCGAUCAAGGUCCCCACGCCGACAUAAGAGCAGGCGGCACGACGGCGAUGCAUCCCCGCGACGCCGCUCUAGAUCACCGCGCGACAGCAAAGAUGGCGGCUCGAGGACAAGCCGGGCCGAUUCGCGGCGCGAGGACCCCAACAUGUCGGAGCUGCGACUCAAGUCACGCCAGCAGUACCUGGCCAAGAGAGAAGCCGAGAAGCUCGCCCUGCUGCGGAAACAGGUUGCCGAGGAGACGGCCGAGCUGAGGUCAGGGGUCCGUCUGUCGGAGCGGGAAAAGGCCGAGUUUGCAAAGAACCGCGAGAUCCUGCGCCUCGCCGAGGAGCGUGCGCGCAUCGACAACUACCAGGACGGCUACCGGCUACCCGACCAGUACGGCGUUGACAGCAAGAAGAAGGAGGAUGCCCUCUACCGCCGCCACGUCGAGAGGGACGAGUACGGCAACGAGAAGCACGUUACCGAGUACGAGGAGUGGGAACGCGAGCAGACGGUCAAGGCCAAGGCGCAGAUCCGGAGCCGCGAACGCGAGGACGGGGGCGAGUACGACUUUCUGCUGGACGAGGACGCCAUCACAUUUGUCCGCGAUGCGGCCAAAUACGCGCAGCCGACCGACGGCUUGACACAGGAGCAGAGGAUACUUAAGGAGAAGAUCGAGGCGGCAGAGAAGGCGGCAAAAACCAUACAAGAGGUUCGGAAAAGCUUGCCAGUCUAUGCGUACCGUGACGCCUUUCUAGACGCCGUCAGGGAUUACCAAGUCCUCAUUCUGGUGGGCGAGACCGGCUCGGGCAAGACGACACAGAUACCCCAAUACCUGCACGAGGCGGGUUUCACCAAGGACGGCAUGAAGAUCGCCUGCACACAGCCCCGUCGAGUGGCUGCCAUGAGCGUUGCUGCCCGUGUUGCCGACGAGAUGGGCGUAAGGGUCGGCCAUGAAGUCGGCUACUCGAUCCGGUUCGAGGACUGCACCAGCGACAAAACUAUCCUCAAAUACAUGACAGACGGUAUGCUCCUCAGGGAGAUGGUCACAUCGCCGACGCUCGAGGGCUACUCGGCCAUCAUGAUCGAUGAGGCCCACGAGAGGACAGUACACACCGACAUUUUGCUGGCACUAAUCAAAGAUCUCACGCGCGCCAGGCCCGAGCUGAAACUGAUCAUAUCGUCGGCGACGCUCAACGCCGAAAAGUUCAGUUCCUAUUUUGACGACGCCCCCAUUUUCAACGUCCCCGGCCGUGUACACCCAGUCGAGGUGUACUACACAUCAGCCCCAGAGGCCAACUAUCUGGAAGCUAGUUUGGUGACCGUCUUCCAGAUCCACGCGACACAGCCUGAGGGUGGCAUCCUCGUCUUCCUUACCGGUCAAGAAGAAAUCGACCGCGCGUGCGAACGGGUGGAGGAGAUCAAACGGAAACUGGGCAGCCGGGUACCCGAGAUCAUAGCGCUGCCCAUCUACGCAAACAUGCCCUCGGAGCUCCAGGCAAAGAUCUUUGAGCCGACGCCCCCGGGCGCGAGGAAGGUUGUUUUCUCGACAAACAUCGCCGAGACGUCACUCACCAUCGACGGCAUCGUCUACGUCAUUGACUGCGGAUACGUUAAGGAGAACACUUUCAGCCCGGUCGGGACGACGGGGCAGUCCACGCUCGCCGUGGUGCCCUGCUCCCGGGCGGCAGCGAACCAGCGGAUGGGCAGAGCCGGCCGUGUGCGGCCCGGCAAGUGCUUCCGCCUGUACACAAAGUUCGCCUACCUCUCCGAGAUGGACGAGUCCCCGACCCCCGAAAUCCAGCGGACGUCGCUCUCCAGCGUGGUCCUCCAGCUGAAAGCCCUCGGCAUCGACGACCUGCUGGGCUUUGACUUCCUCGACCCGCCCCCGACCGAGCUCCUGAUCAAGUCGCUCAACAUGCUCUACGCGCUGGGCGCGCUCAACAGCGCCGGCGCGCUGACCCGCAUCGGGCGCCAGAUGGGCGAGUUCCCCGCGGAGCCAAUGCUGGCCAAGGCGCUCAUCGCGGCCACGCAAGAGGGUUGCGUCGCCGAGGUGCUGACCAUCGUGUCGAUGCUCGGCGAGGUCGCCACGCUCUUCUUCCGGCCCAAGGACAAGAAGGUGCACGCCGACAGCGCGCGCGCGCGGUUUACCGUCAAGGAUGGCGGCGAUCACCUGACGCUGCUCAACGUGUACAACCAGUGGGUCGAGGCCGACUACUCGCCCAUCUGGGCCAAGGAGAACUUUCUGACGCAGCGCUCGCUGACGAGGGCGCGCGAUGUGCGGGACCAGCUGGCCAAGCUGUGCGAUCGCGUCCUGGAGGGGUCCGACUCCAGCUGCGGCGGCGUGUCCAAUAUGCGCCCCGUGCUGAGGGCGCUGACGUCCGCCUUUUUUUUGAAUGCCGCGCGGCUGAACAGGGGCGGCGACGGGUACCGCACGCUCAAGAAUAACAUGACGGUCUAUGUCCACCCGAGCAGCGUGGUCAAGUCGAUUGACCCGCCGCCCCGGGUCAUCAUCUACCAUGAGCUGGUGGUGACGUCGCGCGAGUAUGUGCGGUCCGUGAUACCCAUCGAGGCCAGCUGGCUGUCCGAGUUUGGCGGGCAUUAUUAUGAUAAGAAGGACGUUGAGUUGCUGGAGGCGAAGAAGCUGCCCAAGCAGCGGAAGUAAGAGAUGCUCAUGAGGUUGGGGAAAUGGUAAGUUAUACAGGGUAUGUGCAUAUUACUGCGAGGAGUCUAGUGGAAAGGGGAAAAUAUGCGGCCAACGCUGGAAGCGUCUAGCCAUUUGGAAUUCAGGAUGAUACCACCUUACGGACACAAAUACGGGGAGUAGUAUUGCGAUAUGAGA
Messenger RNA from Parathielavia appendiculata, 3220 nucleotides. RefSeq names its product P-loop containing nucleoside triphosphate hydrolase protein. The record is from RefSeq and is a predicted model, not a curated record. The transcript has a single exon. Lineage: Eukaryota; Fungi; Ascomycota; Sordariomycetes; Sordariales; Chaetomiaceae. Gene Ontology annotation, molecular function: ATP binding; helicase activity; RNA binding. Bases 281 to 3043 code for a protein of 920 amino acids. Gene Ontology annotation, cellular component: catalytic step 2 spliceosome; intracellular anatomical structure.